This is a messenger RNA of Apis cerana (Asiatic honeybee), 6845 nucleotides long. RefSeq lists its product as uncharacterized. The record is from RefSeq and is a predicted model, not a curated record. Lineage: Eukaryota; Metazoa; Arthropoda; Insecta; Hymenoptera; Apidae.
GUAAUGCGAUUACUCGGGAUCAACUAGACAGUACGAGUGCAUACUAUCGUGAUCGUUAAACGGUAAGAAUUGAGCCCUUGCCGGAUGAGAAGGUUAAGUUUGAUGGUCCGCUUUUUGUGCAUGUCACUGUACAGAUAGGAACAGAGGGAGGCCGACAAAAGCGUAAUACUUAGAUAUAGAAAUACAUCGAAAGGCAAACGCGGCGCGGGCGCACUCGUGACAUCAGUCGUUCGCAGUCUAUGCGAGUGGUUACGAUAGUGUGCGGUGGCGUCGCGACGCCGCGCUGGCGCAGUACCGUCAAUCGAUUCCACGAUUUCGUCUGUCCGUGUAGUGGCGAGGAAACGCGAACAGUGACGAGCACACACGAACUCAGGCGGAAAGAAGAAAAGGGGGUAUGCUGGAUUGAGCGCGAGGGUGAACUUCAGAAAGAAAGAGAAGGAAGCAGCGAGGGAAGGAAGAGAGUGACAGAGUGAGAGGACGGAGUGAGGUUAGGGAGACGAAAGAGGGAGAGUCAGAGGAGGUAUUGGUGCGCGUGUCUUUUAGCGACAACGCGUACGAGCUGAACGCGUACAGCAUCCGAAAGAGCUGACAGAUUACGGGGAAGGUUUGUUCGAGCUGAAAAAACAUAGCCGUGUAAAUUUCGGCUGUGGUGCCUCCCUCGGUUAAAAAUAUUCACGCACAGCAGUGCAGGAUGACGACGUUGCGGAUUUAGAAGAAACUAACGUAACUUUCUCGCAAGCUGGACGCCGGGAUCGAUCGUAAUACAGUCUUCUUAACAGCCGGGUGACACUGGCCCGAAGACAUGGAUUACCGGUCGUCUAUUGGCACCAGGUGCGAAGAUGAUUCCCUGGAGAACGAGAAAGGAAUUGGUGUUGCGAACGAGCAUAAAGGGGCGUCGAAGCGUGGCGGGACGCAUACGCGUGGCACGGCCAUGUCGUUCGGGUUUCGGCGAAGGCCGGCCUCCGGGAUACCGAUGCCGAUAAACAACUACACGGGCGACUCGAGCGGGAUGUUCCACCAACGAUCGAAGUCGGCCGGGCCUGAGCAGAGUCGAAGGCGCGACGAGGACAACAGCGGGCACGCGACGAUCCACAAUUCGUCGAGCUCCGGCCGAUCCACGCCCCGGCUCGCGCCCCCCAAGAAGGAGUCGAGCGGGAUCGCCGUGAGGACGAACCGAUUCGGGUACAGGCAGCCGCAAGCGAAGUUGACGAACAAGGUGAGCGACAUAUGCAGCAGCCACACGGUGAGCCACUACAAUCAGGAGAAGCAGGAGGGCGGUUUCGUGAAGCAGCCGCACAGGGUGGUGGUGGGUGGCGGGCAGGUGGUGCCGAGCCAACCGGCGUUCAAGGUGAAAUCGUCGCCCGUGCACAACACGGUCUCGUUCAGCAACGCCCAUAUGGACGGGAAUCGAAGGGUGUCGGGUAUACCGGAGCCCGUGGGCAGGUACACGCUCCACACGAGCCACCUGCCGUUACCCCAGUACGCCGUGAGGAUGGGCGACGCGAACUCGAAGGUGGCGAAAACCGCGGCGAAUCAGAGCAGGAAGGUGUCCGCCGCGUCGAAGAGCUCGACGAGCUCGAAGGAGGGGUCGAGCACCGAGGAUUCCGGGGUCGGGAGCCAGCAAGGGUGCGGCGAGAACGAGUUGAGGGGCAUGGUGGAUUACGGGGACGGAUCUUUGCUGAGGAGGCACGGUGCAGGCAGGCUGAGGAAUUUAAGGAUGGUCGUGAGCGGGAAGAGUUUCGAUGUGAGGGACGUGAGGGACGACGACAGCACGGUGACGGAAAUAUCCGUGAUACCUUUGCCGAAGACGUUCACCUCGGCGAGCACGGGAUUGGUGAGGGAAAGGGCGACGCAGUAUCAAAGGAUCGUGAACAAGGACAACAGGUACACCGAGUCGACCACGUCCAUGUCCACCACGUCCUCGGAGGGCUACGACGAGGGGCUGGGGGAGGAGAAGGUGUACAAGGACAGAUCGCAUUCCGAGAAAAUUCCUUCCAUCAAGUCGGACUUCAGCCCGCCGAGCUCCGACGACCCCGAGUACGGCCACGGGGAAGCGAUGGCCGACGAGUACUCGUUGAGCUCCAGCGACGAGUGCCAGCGCUCGAGCUCUGCCCAACAUUUGCAGCCAUCCUCGAAUCUAGCUAAAUCUGGAACGCUACCCAAAACCGCUUUGCGCUCUGUCCUCCUCACCAUAGAGGAUCCUGCGUUUGCCGCCGCCGCUGCGACACCGACCGCUCUCAUAGAUGACGAAACGUCGCCCGUCGACAGCCUUUUCGACAGCCUUACAGCCAGUAUUACCCAAUCCGAUACGAAAACACCGAAGAAGGAGAACGCGAUGGAACAAUCCGGGGCCGCGAUCGACGAUGACAGCCCUGGAACACCAACGAACGCUUCCAAUUCGCUGAGUCUGUCGGAAGGUAGAGAGUAUUUCGACGAUGAAAUAGCUGACCAACCGGGCCUUGUUUUCGACGACAACUCGAGGGCCGGCGCCGAGACUCAGUCUGCUAUGGCUAGCCAAGUCGUCACGGAGAAUAGUCACACUCUGGUCGAGUCCAGUCCUAAAACGGGCACGGGGCAUGGAAAAAACGCGACCAACAGCCCUCACCAUGGUAAACGAAUAAGCCGAGCCGGCAGUGUCGAUACUCUGUCCCCUUGUGAAUCUAUCGCUUCUGAUGACUUGAUAUUGGAUUAUGAGCACAGCGAUGCGAGCUCCUACGAGGAACAACGAGUGGAGACCGGCACAGCAUUGCAAGAUAUGGAUAAUGCUACCAUUCUCUCCGAAUUGGAAGCUCAAGGCGAAGAUGUGAUGAGGCAAUGGUCCUCUUUGUUGAGUCAAACCCUGCAACAAACUAAUAAUUCCAACACGAUUAACAACAACGUGAACGCUGGAUCAGCCAAUAAUAAUAAUCAACCAGCCAACGAUAUAGGAAACGAUUGCGAUAAAACAAAGAUAUGGCGAAAUAGAUCCGUGACUGAUUCACCACGUUCCAUAGAUAGCACGCGUAAUCGCCAAUUCUCUAGUCCCUUAAGGAUAUCGAGAAAUAUCCAAUCACCAAAUCUUGACUCUGGGGAUGAAGGAAGUCUUCGAGUUGAUCGUGAUACCUAUCAACACAUGUUUCAAGACAUUGUUUCUAUAAAAACAACGCUCCUGAAACUGAAACGAGUACUUCAACAGUCAGAAGAGAACGGUUUGACGAGGGUAGACACUCUCAACCCAUUCGACAACUCCAUGAAGAAUGGUCUCUUCUAUAAUGUGAAUGAAGGUGGCACCGCGGAUGUUAGUACCUCUCCUGGAAGUGGUGGUAGUAGUAUCGCGGAUGAAUUGGCCGAUUUACGUAGACAGGUUGUUUUCUUGCAAGGUCAAGUAGAAGAUAGAGAUCGAACUAUACAAGUACUGCAGUUCCAAAUAUCGAAACUCCAAGGACCUAAUGGCGAUGGCCAAACGUGUGCUUUAACUAAUCAUAAUAAUUUUUCAUCUCCAAAUACUUGUAAUGCUGCUACGCAAACAGAAAAGACACGACCAGUGUCGGCAGGACCAUCACUCCUGCAAACACUUCCACAGGAUGAUGUUAUGGGGCCUCUAGUUAGCUUCAGGAUCGGGAAGAUGGAAUGAAUCAUGGGAUCGACAUCAUCCUCCGUUGCUCGGAGAGCUUAAUGGUAACAGAAGCCCACGUAAGUCAACCGAUCGUAUACCACGUACAAUAAAAUCUCGUCAAGAGGAAACCUUGCAUCGUCAAAAUGGGCAUACAGAUAAAUUGCCGGUUGAUAAUCUUUCUUCGAACAAAAGAAUCAUCAAAUCGAAGGAUUCAAAAUCCACUGAAUCGAACGACAAGGAGCAACACGAGACAAAAAGGGAAGAGAAAUCGUGUAUUCCAACGCCUAGAAAACUUGCAACAUCGACUCUAAUACCACGGUCAGCGAGGGCUUUAACCUCGACAGGCCGACCGCACAAUACGUAAUUACUUUAUUUUGAGAAAUUUCAUUGAAUUUUUUGACUUUACUUUCGUUUCAUCGCGAAAAAAUUGCUCAGAUAAUUUGAUAAUCUUAUUCUUUAUGAAUUUUGUCAUGAAUAACUGAAUGAAAUUAUUCUUUCAUCCUUCAAUUCGUAGCAGAUAAGUUGCUACUAUGUGAUAAUGCUAUAUAUAAUUUAGAUAUAUAUAUAUAUAUAUUUUUAUUUCAAUUUUGAAAUACGAAAUUUCUAAAUAUUUCAAUGAUUACCAUUUUACACUAAGUAUAUAAUUUUUUUUUUAUUUUUCUUAAUUUUUCGAUGAACAGCGAAAGUGAAAACGUCUUCAAUAUUUGCUACGCAUAAAUUGCAAAAAUAAUGUACAAAUUAUACGUUGAAAAUUAAGGACAAGUCAUAAGUUCCUAUCAUUUAAAGUUAUGUUUCAUUUGGUUCUGUCACUUCAUAUGUAGAAAAUGCCACUAUGGUCAUUCUAACAUUUAAAUGAGAUCAUUAAAUUGUAGAAAUUAAUUUUUGUAACUAUCAAUUAUUAAGUUCUAUUUGACUUUGUUUAAAGAUAUACAUUCAUUAUAUGGAUGUAUAAUUUGAACUUUUAUUUAGAAAAUAUUUUGAGUAAUGUUUGUGAUAUUAUAAAAAAAUAUCCAUUUAUCUUGUUGUGUACAUUUUUAAAUCAAUUUUCAUAUGAACACUAUCAUAUUUAUUUGGCAAAUAUCAUAAAAAUUACAAUAUAUAUUCAUAUUCUUAAUAUUCAAUUGUUUGUAAAGAUUUUUUUCAUUAAUUUGAUAUCUUGAAAAUUUAUAUUUAAAAUAUUUUCAAUACAGCAAAUACAAAACAUAUAAUCUAUGUCUUGUAAAACUAUAAUUACACUAAAUUUGUAUUACAUAUUGUGUAUGCUAUAGUAUAAUAUGCUAUGUGUGAUACAUUCUAUGUACUUCAUUACAUAUAGUGUAUACUAUAGUAUAAUACUAUUGCUAUCGCAGUGUAUGUAAUUGCAUUAUGGUGUAAUAUGUGCAAUAUUUUUAAAAUAUACAUUAUAUUCUUUUACAACUAUUGUACUUAGAGUAGAAACACAAGAUAAAGGAUCGAUUAUUAUAAACAUUUAUGUUCUACACAAAUAAAAACUUAGGAGAAUAUUAAAAUUGAUUUCUCCAUAUAUUUUUAAAUAUAACAAACAUUAUUCUUGAUUUAAAAAUUUUUAAUGAACGAAUUUAAUUCUCUGUAUUAUUUUUUAUUCGAUGUACAAAUAUUUGAUAUGAAAUAAUACUUUUUAAUUGACCUUGAUUUCAACAGUAAAUCAUUACUAUUAAAAUCAGGAAAAUUUUGUAAAUUUUUUUUUUACAAUUUAUGUUAUUUAUAAUUUAUUUCAUGGCUGAUUUGUAAGAUUAUAUUUGGUGCUAUUAUCACAAUUUUUCUUUAGUUUAUCAUAUUUAGAAUCUCCUGCAACAUUGAAUAGGAAAAUCAGAUGAUUAAAAAAAUCACUCUUUUAUUUGGUUAUUUUUAAAAAAAAAUUAUAAAAUACAGCUACAUAAAUAAAUUAAACAAGACAAUAAAUAUAUAGCUGUAAAUGAUUGGUACAUAAAAGUUUCAUAUAUUUUGUGUCAUAUUAAUUAGUAGUAUUGUAAUAAUAUAAUUUAUUAUUUUAUAUGAAACGGAGAAUAUUGUUUAAUUGAUAUCAGGGGAUACUAAAUAUUUCAAAUACAUUGUAUAUUUUUUUUAUUCAUACUUUAAUUUGUAAAAUGGUAUAAUAAUAAAAAAAUAAUUAAGAGCAUAAAACAAUUUUUUAUAUGCAAACAAUAUUGAAUUUAAUAUAUCUCACCUUUAUAAUGAAAACAAGCAAAUAUGUAUAAAAAUAUAUUCCAACAAAAAAAUAUUAAAAAAAAUAUUUUUAAAGGAAUAGACUGAUUAUAAAAUAAUACUACUUUUGAAACAAUUAAAUCUGAUUUUUGAUUGUCUUCAUUUUAAAAGGUGAAAAUUGAUAUUUUUUAAUAAUAAAAAAAAAACAUUUUUUUAUCACUCACCUUUUUAGUUUAAUAUUAUCAUAAUUAUAUUCAAUUUAUAAUUAUUCAAUAUGAUACUUCUUUUAUUUUACAUUACAUUAUUGCAUACAAUAUUUUCAAUCAUGCAUUUUACAUUUGGAAAUAUUCUUAAAAAAUCUAUAAAAUGUGAUACAUUUAAAAAAGAAAUAAAUUAUUAAUUAUUAAUUUAAACUGAUAACAAUGUAAUAAACAAACAAAUAUUAUAUUUGCAAAAUUUUUCAAUAGGAAAUACCUUUGUGCAUUAAACUAAAUAAAUAUUUAAUAACUUAAAAUAUAUUUUCAAGUUACUAGAAUAAAAAAAUUAGUUAAAUAAUGUUAUUAUCAAUUAAUCUAUAAAAAAUAAUAAAUUUGUUCAUAAAUGAAAUUUGCUUUUUAGUAAUUAGUUUGCAAUAUUAAAUCAAUUUUAAUUUUUUUUUAAUCUAAUAUAAUUGCAAUUUUAAAAUUUAUAAAAUUAAAUUUUUGUAUAUGUGAUAAAUUGAAUAUAAUUAGAUUACAUAUUAUUUCAUAAUAUAAAUUUCUUUAAACAGUAAUAAAAUAAGUCAUAAAUGCUGCUGUUCCUUAAAUGCGGUAGUAUUGUACUUAGAAGUGUAAAAUUUAGCUAUAAAUAUCUUUGAAUGUUUAAUAUUAAACAUAUGGUAAGCACAAAUGUAAGUAGUAUUUUAAUCUUAUUUAAUAUUUACAAAUAUACUUACAUAAAUAAAAGCUUUCACUUGUAAUUAAAUAGAAAUACCAAUAAUUUAUGAUCUGUAAUAGAUAAAUCUCAUUUUAAUUUGUACAUUAUAUGUAUAAAUGUAUUUUCAUUGUGAUUUUAAACAUAAUAAGAUAAUAAAUGAAAUUAUGUUUAA